CAGCAGAGAGGGACAGGGUGGGACCUGGAGGUUGUACUGAUUUACAUUUUUAAGCGAUAUCCACUAUCUUUUCAAUCAGAUAUCAGCUUUAACCUUGUCUUCGGGUAUAUAUGUACACGAGUGUGAAAUUGAAAGCAAAAGAAUUCACAGAACUUGACUCGUGACUGCAUCCAGAACUUUACAUCAUGGUCGUUUUGGCUCUGUUCAUCUUCUUCAUGGCCGUGGCAAAAUUGCCCAUUUGGGCAGCUGUUGUUGAUAACUUUUACCCGUGCCGUGUGUUCUUUUAUGAGCGCACUGAACCACAAGGCAUGGAUCAAAACGCCAGUAAAAUUUGCCAGAAAUAUGGGCGUGGUGGGUAUUACUAUGCUUCACUUUACUCAACACACCACAGGAUUCCUGUGUACAGCGCCUACACUUUUGAUCACAGCUGCAGCAGCCAGGAUGGACAAAAAAACGGGAACUGGUUCAUUGAACCUCAGCUUUCAGGCUUCCCAGUGGACUCAAUGCAACCAGAGAAGCUCUUUCUCAGAGAUUCGAUCAAAUCCAGUCAAUCUCUGAAUGAUGAUUACAGAAGCACAGGCUAUGACAGAGGACACCUCAACCCCAACAGUUUCCAGUGUAGCGAUGGACUUAUGGCUACGUUCACCCUCACCAACAGUGCGCCUAUGGAUGCCUGUUUCAACCGUGUCCACUGGACACAAUGGGAGCAAAGUGUCAGAGACAUUUUAAAGGCCCUGCCUGAUUCGGGAACCGCCUACCUGGUAACAGGAACUGUCCCUUCGAAAGAUUAUAAAAUUCCAAGAAAAGGGAAAUUUGAUGAAGACGACACGAGAGAGUUCGACAGAGUCACCGUUCCGACGCACGUCUGGACAGCUGUGUGUUAUGAGAAUCAUGUUCUUGAUGAGUUGUCCUUUUCGUUUGGGUACAUCGGGCAAAAUCAGCCUGACAGUAGAAUCAAUGUAAUGACGAUACCGAAACUUAAUAAACAGCUAUCUUCUCUUUUUCAUACCACAGUAAAAAUUUACAAAGAUGACUGUUUUUCUACCAACCGCAAAUCUGAGGAAAUCAUCAAGCAGCUUUAUAAGCACAUCCAGCUGCCUAUUAGUGAUAAACUCGACAUGUCUGAUGAGUUUCUGAAUACGUUUCAUACCGCCAUAAACCAGGCUGAUGAUGACGACAAGAAACCGUCUUCAAAGAGGCCAAGGCUAACCCAGCUGACAAUAUAUCAGACUUUUGACAAUCUGGAGACUUGGUCUGAAAAGACAGAGAGCAUGAAAUACGUGUCUGGGAUGACUUGUGUACUGUCUCGUGAAUUUACUGGGCCCAUUAAGAGUCAAAGCAGCACAGGAAUUCAAAGAAGAGACACCGCUGUUGCUUCUCACGAGCUAGUUUGUCAACUCGUUCCAGAGAACGUAUCAGGCUGUACUACCUCAUGUAUGUACAAGGAGAAGGCUAGAGGUUAUUAUUGCUACUAUGGACUUACAGAGGGACCGUGUUCUCCUGAGUAUUCCAUAAUAACAGUCAGCGGGACGAUGUGUCACAGUGACCACACCUGUGGAACACACGGGUAUGAUGAUUACUGGUGCAGGGUAGGCGGGUCAUGGGAUUACUGCAGUCCCCCCUUACCGAUAGGCAAAGGGCAGAAAGGGAAGUCCUGCCGGUCUAACCACAACUGUGGCUGGUAUGGAUAUAGGUACACCUGGUGUUACACUGACUACAGUGAUAACUGGGACUACUGCUGCAAGAUUAGUGAUCGUUUUUCAGCUCGAAAUGGCAAAACCUGUAAGUCUGACCAUCCAUGUGGUUACUAUUCUUAUCGUUACCUUUGGUGCUAUACCACAGAUGGGUCUUGGGAGUACUGUUGUACCCAGUGACCCAAGUAUUUUGGUUUCCACCAAGUUCUGCUCUUUAAAGCAGACCUGUCAAGUCUAGAUUGCUGAAAUGCGAUUGAAAUUUGUGAAAAUCUGUGAGAUUCCUUCACUGCCCACCCACAUACCCAUACUGACAGUGCAAGCAUGUUGUCAAACAGGUGUAUGGUUGCACCAUCGAAAUACAGAUACCUGUCACAGGGUAGGAUAUACUAAGCACCAAGAGAACAGUCAGUUCUCGAACUUGAUGUGUUGGAAGCAGGAAAAAUGGCCGAGUUGUGAUGGCUAGAUGACUCUGAGCAUCUCUAAAAUGGCACAUCUUGUGGGGUGUCCAAAAUAUGCAGUGGUUAGUACCUAACAAAAGUGCUCCAAGGAUCCAAAGGACAACCGGUGAACCGGUGACAGGGUCAUGGGUGUCGAAGGCUAGCCCAUAUGGUCCACUCCCACAGAAGAGCUACUGUAGCACAAAGUGCUGUAAAAGUUAACACUGACACCUUUCAAAUACUUACACUUGCCCAUUUUUCCUGCUUUCAACACAUCAACUUCAGGCACCAACUGUUCACUGUUCAUUUGCUGCCGAAUAUAUCCCAGAACAGGGAAGAUAAUGAUGGAAAAAUAAUGAUUCUAAUUCACCACUCUUUCAAUGUGAGACUUGACAGGUAUGUUGUUAAAAGUAUACUUUAUUCAUUCAUUAUACCCUAAUCAUAAUAAACGUAAUAUUUUUUUUUUAGAUGGGACAAUAUAAGCAGCUUCACUUUUAGAAGUAAAUGAGAUUUAAAACUUGAUUUUUAGAUUUCAUACACAAGAAAAAACUUUCCUGUGGCCAUUUAAUUCAUGUUGUUACUCUUAGGUAUUUAAUGUUCCUGAAGGACAUAAAGGACGACGUAUUGUUGUAACCUGCCUGUGCCUGUGUAUUCAUGGAACAUCAUGACAAUUAAUAAAUCAAUCAUUAUGUUA
Messenger RNA from Neoarius graeffei (lesser salmon catfish), 2825 nucleotides. RefSeq lists its product as uncharacterized. Bases 186 to 1874 code for a protein of 562 amino acids. The record is from RefSeq and is a predicted model, not a curated record. Gene Ontology annotation, molecular function: metal ion binding; nucleic acid binding; hydrolase activity. NCBI's taxonomy places the organism in Eukaryota, Metazoa, Chordata, Actinopteri, Siluriformes, Ariidae. The transcript has 2 exons.